AUGCGAUGUCUCGUCGCACUUUACAGACUUUCUAUUCAUGACGAUCUGGCAUGGGACAAAGACGCUGUACGAAAUACAAUUGAUCUGAUGGCCGUGUUUGAUCACGUCAUAACGAGUAUGGAGCAUAGAAGUGCUGAAAUCCGAAACCCCGACGACGACAUAAUCAUCCACCUUUGUAAAGUGAUGAAAGGAUUUCGUGCUUAUUGUGCUACAAAAUUGGCUCCAGAUGAAGGCCCCUCGCAAGCAGCAAAUGGCAAAGCCGUAAGCGACGAAAAUUUCAUUCUGGAAUAUAUGGAUUUGGCAGACGAUGCCUGGUUGCAAGAUGUGCUUGGGUGGUCUGCAUACUGA
Molecule: messenger RNA, 348 nt
Organism: Cadophora gregata
Lineage: Eukaryota; Fungi; Ascomycota; Leotiomycetes; Helotiales; Ploettnerulaceae
Exons: 1
Coding region: 1-348 (115 amino acids)
Source: RefSeq, a predicted model, not a curated record